AGUUCUCAGUACCGGAAGUGACGUCCUUCACCGCAACACCUCGGAAGCCAUGCAACCUGGAGAUCUCGGCCUAUCACAGCUCGACUCGGAAUGACGUUAUUGCGCGUUAAGGCAAGUUCACCGCCCGACGUCUCGUCUUGUUCACAAACGCAGAAGUGUGUCUGUCACUCGGGAAAACAACUGAGAACCCGCCGACAUUAAACCCGGUCCGUGUGAGAGAUGGGGAUAGAGAAGGAGGCGAAAGGAGAAGGGAAGCCCAAACACCGGAAACUGAAGAGGCUGAGUGACGAUGAGAGCGCUUUGGCGGCAGGAGACUCGAUCCAAAUCACGAUCAGAGACAGCACAAAGCCAAAUAAAUCUGCAGAGAAAACCGAUAAUGGAAAGUCUAAGAAGGUCAGAACACCGAAGAAAGAGACCCACGAGUCAGCCAACGGUCUCAGCGAUUCGGUGAAAGAGGAGCCAGAGGACGAGGACUUUGCCGUGAAGAAGAAAGGGUUGAAAAGGAAAAGAAAUAAAGAAGAGCACUUGGAAGGUCCCCCACACCCCAGUGCAAAAACUACCUCCAAGGGGAAGAAAAGGCAACAUGAGCCGGACGAUGAAGGUGCCGGAGAUGCUCAGAAAAAGAAGUCAAAGAAGAGGAAAGAAGAGGUGGUAAAGAAGGAGGAAGGAGAGCACCCAGUCUCCAAAAAACCUAAGAGGACCAAGCAGCAGGCUGAAGAGGCCAAACUGCUGAAGAUCAAAAAGAAGGAAGAGGAGGAGCAGAGUCGCUGGAGAUGGUGGGAGGAAGAAAAGUAUGAAGAUGGGCUGAAAUGGAAGUUCCUGGAGCACAAAGGACCGUCCUUCCCCCCCGAGUACCAGCCUCUACCUGACGACGUUCACUUUCUCUACAAAGGUCAGAAGGUGAAGCUGAGCUCGGCCGCCGAGGAGGUGGCAAUGUUCUUCGCCCAGAUGCUGGACCACGAGUACACCACCAAAACGGUCUUCAGAGAGAACUUCUUUCAAGACUGGAGGAAGGAGAUGACCCAUGAGGAGAGAGCACUGAUUCAGGAUCUUGACAAAUGUGACUUUAGAGAGAUCCACGCAAUGCACAAAGCCAAGGUGGAGGCCAGGAAAAACAUGAGCAAGGAGGAGAAGCUGGCUUUGAAAGAAGCCAAUCAGAAGAUAGUGGAUGAGUAUGGCUUCUGUAUGCUGGACCACCACAAAGAGCGUAUCGGCAACUUUAAGAUUGAGCCUCCAGGGCUGUUCAGGGGCAGAGGCGAGCACCCCAAGCAGGGCAUGCUGAAGAAGAGGAUCCAGCCAGAGGACGUCAUCAUCAACUGCAGCAAAGAAGCGUGUGUCCCGCUGCCCCCUGCUGGUCACCGCUGGAAAGAGGUGAGGCAUGAUAACACUGUGACGUGGCUGGCCAGCUGGACUGAGAACAUCCAGGGCUCCAUCAAAUACAUCAUGCUCAAUGCCAACUCAAAACUCAAGGGAGAGAAGGACUGGGAGAAAUACGAGGUAGCCAGGAAACUGAAGACAUGCGUGGACAGGAUCCGUAACCAAUACCUCCUGGAUCUCAAGUCCAAAGAGAUGGUCACUCGCCAGAGAGCUGUGGCCCUCUACUUCAUAGACAAGCUGGCACUGAGGGCUGGUAAUGAAAAGGAGGAGGGAGAGACGGCAGACACGGUGGGCUGCUGCUCGCUCCGUGUGGAGCACAUCACCCUGCACGAGCAGCUGGACGGCAGCGAAUGUGUGGUGGAGUUCGACUUCCUCGGUAAAGAUUCCAUUCGCUACUACAACAAAGUCCCCGUCAUCAAGAAGGUUUUUAAGAGCCUUAAACUCUUCCUGCAGAACAAAGAACCUGGAGAUGACCUCUUUGACCGACUCAGUACAGUCCUGAUGAACAAGCAUCUCAGUUCCCUGAUGCCGGGUCUGACUGCGAAGGUCUUCAGGACGUACAACGCCUCCAUCGUCCUGCAGCAGCAGCUCAAAGAGCUCACAAACAAGUCUGACAAUGAGUCGGAGAAGCUGCUGUCCUACAACAGAGCGAACCGAGCAGUUGCUAUUCUCUGUAACCAUCAGCGGGCGCUGCCAAAGACCUUUGAGCAGUCUAUGGCAAAUCUACAGGCCAAGAUUGAUGCUAGAAAGGAGAAGCUGGCUUUGGCGAAGACGGAGCUGAAACAGGUCAAGAAGGAGGCCAAGACCAAAGGCAGCCCAGACUCAAAGCUGCAGGUGCUGGUGGAGCGGAAGAAGUCAGCGGUGCAGCGCGCUGAAGAGCAGCUGAUGAAGAUGGAGGUCCAGGCGACUGAUAAAGAGGAAAACAAACAGGUCGCACUGGGUACCUCCAAGCUCAACUAUCUGGACCCACGCAUUAGUGUGGCUUGGAGUAAGAACAUGGAGGUACCUGUAGAAAAAAUAUAUAAUAAGAGCCAAAGGGACAAGUUUGCCUGGGCCAUCGACAUGACUGAGCUGGACUUUGAGUUCUAACUUCAAACUUCUGAAACUGUGAGGCAAUUAAGGAACCAUUCACUUUAUAUAACAUACAGUACUUUAAUGUUGCAUCAGUACGUUCAAAGACAGCUGAUGUUGAACUCUGAGAUCAUGUGACAUGAUCGAGCUCCAUCCUUGUGACAUGUUUUGUUUACUGCUGUUUAUCCAUCCUGUUACUUUUGGCACUUCAUUCUGAAAAA
Messenger RNA from Platichthys flesus (European flounder), 2669 nucleotides. RefSeq names its product DNA topoisomerase 1. Gene Ontology annotation, cellular component: chromosome; nucleolus. The transcript has 20 exons. Gene Ontology annotation, molecular function: DNA binding; DNA topoisomerase type I (single strand cut, ATP-independent) activity. Gene Ontology annotation, biological process: DNA topological change; chromosome segregation; DNA replication. Lineage: Eukaryota; Metazoa; Chordata; Actinopteri; Pleuronectiformes; Pleuronectidae. Bases 220 to 2466 code for a protein of 748 amino acids. The record is from RefSeq and is a predicted model, not a curated record.